AUGGAUACUUUGAUUUUGAUGAUUUUGAUGGAUGUGAUCCUACUUCAGGUUUUAGGUAGUGUAGCUUCUAUAAAGGCAGGGGAAACCAGCCAUUCUGGUUACGACUAUUGGAAGUGGAAGGCAGUUUUUUUCUUGUCCGAUUACGGCUCUUGCGUUAUUAUGUUCUCCAUGUACUCAUCUAUCAUCUCGUUGAGGGAGGCUCAUGAGACUGAUGGGAGUGCUGCUAGGGAUUUGGAAAAGUUGCGUCUAUUUGUGUUGGCCGCUUUUGGAUACGUGUUUUUUACGAGAGUUAUUGUUGUUUUUGGACUGGCUCCCCUUGUUGUUGACAAGUGGCCAUGGAUGAUUGAUGCGGCAAAGGAAACCGGCAAUCUUGUGUUCUGUAUGGUUAUGUUUUACAUGUACAGGCCAUUAGAGAAACAUGUUGUGGGGGUUGAAGAGUUAGGGCUUUGA
This is a messenger RNA of Lactuca saligna, 450 nucleotides long. The record is from the annotation of a GenBank genome assembly. NCBI's taxonomy places the organism in Eukaryota, Viridiplantae, Streptophyta, Magnoliopsida, Asterales, Asteraceae.